Molecule: messenger RNA, 153 nt
Organism: Peronospora matthiolae
Lineage: Eukaryota; Oomycota; Peronosporomycetes; Peronosporales; Peronosporaceae
Source: the annotation of a GenBank genome assembly
AUGGCCUCUCCGACGCAUCUCUUCACCUCGCCGAUCUCUUCAGAAGGCUCCAUCAUGCUUCUGUCUCCGGAUCGCGACCCGUCACCCGGUUCGCCGAUUACGAAGGACACACUCCAACGGUCCCAGAUCGGCCUGGGUCUCCACGUCAUCUAG